GCCGCCCCAAAAUUACUACACAAAUUUAAUUUGUACUUGUGUCCUAUUUUUUUGGGUAGGCAGUUUUGGGCGUUUCAUAAAACGCACUGGAAGUGCAAAUAGGUAGGAAUAGCUGAGAUUGCACCCCCACCCCCUUCUACUAGCGUGGGGGGGGGGGGUGAAUUGAUGAAUAGUUAACUGCGAAUAUGCGGUGAAUUACUGUUCACCGCAUGGUCCAAAUACCCAAUUCGGUGUAUGACAAUUUUUUUUUUUUUUUGUAUCGCCUAUGCUGUUGCUGUAGUUUAGAUUUACAGUGAGUGAAUGAGUGUAUUUGGAUGAUGUUAAGUUUAUUAUAACAAAGUAUGUGUGUGUAUCCACAUUUGAAAGAAAUGUGCCUGAUUCGGUUUUGAAAAUAUCAAAUCAACGCAUCCCUCAUCAUUAUCAUGCAGUGUUUCUAAUAAGUGCGUUAAAAAGUGCCAAAGGGUUUAUGUUUGUUUGUUUUUAAACCUGUCAUCUCUUGCCUUGCCUUUAUUUUUGUACUGAAUCAUAUCAGCAUAUUUAAGAGUGUGUAAAGUUAAUGCGUUUUAUUGUUUAAGUUAUGUUGUAGCCAAUGAAUAAAUAAUGACUGACUGAAUUUAGCAUUGAUUGAUUGCUGUGUGUUUGUGUUAGCGGCGUUGUUCUCCAGAAAAUUAAUGUGGCUUAUGCACAGCAAAUAGCUCAUCACGAGUUCAGUCAAACUGAAAUAUUUAUGAUUAACAAUCCAAAUUUAAAUAAGAAACAUUAAAAAAAAAAUUGAAAGGGAAAAGUAGUAAAAACACACAACAAAAACCCGUAAAAACAAAUGAGGGAUUAGUCUCAAUAAUAGUGGUUAUUAAUAUGUGACAAAGUUUACCUGUUAGCAUUUUUCUGUUGUGCCGAACGUUAGCAUAAAUGCUGAAGGCACCACUGUAAUAUGUGGAAUGUUUUGAGGUUUGUUUAGCAUCAUGAGUGUCGCGUCAAAGCCUGCAACACAAGAUAAGUUGAGUUUAAAUGUUUAAUAGCGCGUGCACUGAGACGCUGUUAGUUACACAACAUAAUACAAAACUACAAAGCAGCACCCAAAGGCUACGCAACUGCGCCAUGCAGGACAUCAUCAUGGUUUUCACAAUUCCAAAUGUGAUUCGACGCGCCGUUGCACAAUUCUUUGAAAAGUCAAACAUAUGCUUAAAUUGUAACUUUCAAAGACUUGGAGGUGGACAAUAGCUUAGGUUAUGUCAUACCCAUGCUGGUGAAUAAUUCAGCAAUGGGCAGAUGGAGGCUAUAAAAGCAAGUUUCCCAAAGCAGAAGAAGAAGAAGUAGUGGUCAGAUGGAGGAGGUGGCGAAGACACGGCCCCUAAUCUCUGCCAAAGAGAGAGGACCGGGCCCAGGACGCUACGCUCUGCCGCCAACAGUGGGCUACAUCAAUCAUGACGUCACCAAGCCCAGCAGCCCCGCUUAUUCCUUCAGCACCCGCAUGAGCAGUGCCAUGAUCUCUGUGGACUCCAGCCCAGGACCAAGAUACCACGUUGGUGCUAAUGUGACCCGCUUUGGCCGAAUGAACACACCCUCUUACUCCAUGUUGGGCCGCGGAAAGCGCAUUGGUAACCAAGAUGACAAAUUCCAGACUCCGGGACCAGGAGCCUACAGCCCAGAGAAGGUUCCACCUCUCAACGCUGAGCGCCGACCGCCAGCCUAUACGAUCGGAGCCCGCACACGCUAUCGCUCUGUGGAUCCCGUACCAGCACCCAACAGUUACACGCUCCCCAAGCUGUUGGGCAAUCAGGUCCCCAACAAGCCGUCCGGCGUCAGCUACAGCAUGUCGGCCCGCCGGAAGGUGGGCGGCCCCUCAGUGGACCUGGCCCAGAGCCCAGGGCCUGGCAGGUACAACAGCACCAAUCCGGACGUCUACCUCCGACGCCAGCCUUCCUUCUCCAUGCAGAGCCGGACCAAAAGGCCCACGUACUCCUCGGCCACCCCGGGCCCGGCCGCCUACCGCCCAGAGCGUUCUGGGGUGCACCUUGGCAGGGCGCCGUCUUUCACCAUGGGGAUCCGCCACUCAGAGUUUGUCACACCACUUGUGCUGGACGUUGUCCACUGACCAGUCAGUGUCUGAGGACAGCACUGUAAAACAAAGCUAGCUUGGUUGUUUUAAGGACUAACUGACAAACAAAUACGGCACGCCGACAUGUUGCGAUGUCACACUUAUGUUGAUUGUAUUGCCUUCAUGGAUUGAAGAAUAGCUUCCUCUUAUGGGGGAAAAAAAAUAAAAUAAAAUCUGCGUUUUGGCAAGGGCUCCGCCGCUUAAAAAUGGCACUUUCGCGACGUCUUGGUGGAUGUCUGACGAGUCACGUGGGAUUCGUCAAAAAUACUUGACGUGGAAAAAUGACUUCAUGUAUAACAAACACACACCAAGUACAGUGGAAAAGGAGAUGUUUGUCGGAUUUCAAAUUUUUACCAAUUCAUGAAAAUUAAAGAAUACAGAGAGACAAAUGCAAACACUCUUGUUAGAAAGAUACUUUAUUUGUUUUGCGGUCUCAA
Hippocampus comes (tiger tail seahorse) is the source of this 2535-nucleotide messenger RNA. It is a transcript of the gene odf3l2a, whose product is annotated as outer dense fiber of sperm tails 3-like 2a. Gene Ontology annotation, cellular component: cytoskeleton. The record is from RefSeq and is a predicted model, not a curated record. The transcript has 5 exons. Lineage: Eukaryota; Metazoa; Chordata; Actinopteri; Syngnathiformes; Syngnathidae. Bases 1325 to 2095 code for a protein of 256 amino acids.